Molecule: messenger RNA, 1338 nt
Organism: Pipistrellus nathusii (Nathusius's pipistrelle)
Lineage: Eukaryota; Metazoa; Chordata; Mammalia; Chiroptera; Vespertilionidae
Source: the annotation of a GenBank genome assembly
AUGGAGGCGGCCGCGGCACCGAGCAGGCAUGCAGCGGGGCGUGUGGCGAGUCGGCCCGGCGACAGCGAAGAGAAGAGCCCGCCGGAGAGGAGGGUUUACAUGGACUACAACGCAACCACCCCCCUGGAGCCAGAGGUUGUCCAGGCCGUGACCGAGGCCAUGCGGGAAGCCUGGGGAAAUCCCAGCAGCCCUUACCCGGCAGGUAGGAAGGCCAAGGAUAUUAUCGAUGCAGCUCGGGAGAACCUUGCGAAAAUGAUAGGCGGGAAGGCCCAAGACAUCAUCUUCACUUCCGGGGGCACUGAGUCCAAUAAUUUGGUGAUUCACUCGGUGGUGAGGCAGUUCCAAACCAUCCACACCUCCAGGGGGGACACAGCCAAGCAGCCUAGCCCAGCGGAGGGGGCCACGCCCCAUAUCAUCACCUGCACUGUGGAGCACGACUCCAUCCGCCUGCCUCUGGAGCACCUGGUGGAGGAGCGAGUGGCCGAGGUCACCUUCGUCCCUGUGUCCACGGUGAACGGGCAGGCAGAGGCUGACGACAUCCUGGCAGCUGUCCGCCCUGCCACAUGCCUGGUGACCAUCAUGCUGGCGAAUAACGAGACCGGCGUCAUCAUGCCCAUCCCUGAGAUCAGCCGGCGAGUUAAAGCCCUGAACCAGGAGCGGGCGGCUUCCGGGCUGCCUGCCGUUCUCCUGCACACGGAUGCCGCGCAGGCCCUGGGGAAGAGGCGCGUGGACGUGGAGGACCUGGGCGUGGACUUCCUGACGAUCGUGGGGCACAAGUUCUAUGGCCCCAGGAUCGGAGCCCUGUAUGUCCGAGGGCUUGGGGAACUGACCCCUCUGCACCCCAUGCUGUUCGGAGGCGGACAAGAACGGAAUUUCAGGCCGGGGACGGAGAACACCCCGAUGAUCGCUGGCCUCGGGAAGGCUGCUGAGCUGGUGGCAGAGAACUGCGAGGCUUAUGAGGCCCACAUGAAGGACGUGCGCGACUACCUGGAGGAGAGGCUGGUGGCUGAAUUCGGUAAGAAGAAAAUCCACCUGAACAGCCAGUUUCCGGGGACUGAGCGGCUCCCCAACACCUGUAACUUCUCCUUCCGGGGACCCCAGCUCCAAGGCCGCUCGGUGCUGGCUCAGUGCAGGACGCUGCUGGCCAGUGUGGGGGCCGCGUGCCACUCGGACCAGGGGGACCGGCCGUCCCCGGUGCUGCUGAGCUGUGGCGUCCCCUUUGACGUGGCCAGGAACGCGCUCCGGCUGAGCGUGGGCCGCAGCACCACCUGGGCCGAGGCCGACCUCGUGGUGCAGGACCUGAAGCAGGCCGUGGCCCGGCUGGAGGGCCAGGCCUAG